CUUGUAAAGCCCUGCAUCAUCCUUAGAAGAAACAAAAAAAUCCUGCACAAAAAACUUCAAUCCUCUCAUUGUGGCUCACGAUUUUCCAUCAAUAUUCUGAGAGCCCCAAAAGAGUCUUUUUCUCUGUUUCUCUCACUAGAAUCCCCCUCUAGAAUUAUGCCAUGGAGGCCCUCCAUGCAGCAAGCUUGACCCCCAUAAGAUCACUUCUUGGUGACAGAAAAAAAAUCCCAUCACUGCCCUCCAUUUCCGUUCCCAAAUUCUCAAAUCCCACAAGUUUGAGAGCUUCACAAGAGUCUUCAUCUCGGAGUUUCCAUGGCGGUUUGCUGCUCUUAUCUUCGGUUUUCAAUGCCGGGUUUGCCAAGGCUUUGACAUAUGAGGAAGCAUUGGGGCAGUUUGUGAGUGGUGGAGGUGGAGACUUGGAAGUAGGUGGUGGGGUUCUUGACAAUGUUAUAAGUUUUGUGACCGAUAAUCCUGCAGUUAUAGCUGGUGGUUUUGCGGUUUUGGCGGUUCCAUUGGUUCUGUCUCAGGUUCUGAAGCCUCCUAAGCCGUUUGGUGUUGACUCUGCAAGAAGUGCUUAUGCAAAAUUGGGUGAGGAUGCCAAUGCUCAGUUGCUUGAUAUAAGACCUCCCGCGGAGUUUAGGCAGGUUGGUACUCCGGAUGUCAAGGGUUUGGGGAAGAAGGCGGUGUCCAUUGUUUACAAACGUGAAGAUAAGCCGGGGUUCUUGAAGAAGCUUUCUUUGAAGUUCAAGGAGCCAGAAAAUACCACAUUGUUCAUCCUAGAUAAAUUUGAUGGGAACUCUGAGCUGGUUGCAGAAUUAGUCGCUGUAAAUGGGUUCAAAGCUGCUUAUGCUAUUAAAGAUGGUGCGGAAGGACCACGAGGAUGGGUGAACAGCGGUCUUCCUUGGACACCACCACCGAAAGGACUGAGUCUUGAUUUUGGAAAUUUAGCAGAUGCUCUUAGUGGUGCAGUUGGAGAGGGAUCGGGUGCCUUGUCUCUUUCCCUUGGGGUUGCUGCAGCAACCGGAUUGGGUUUCUUGGCUUAUACUGAGGUAGAAACAAUCCUCCAGCUUUUAGGCUCGGUUGCACUAGUUCAGUUUGUGAGCACGAAAUUCCUUUUUGCCGAGGAUCGAAAAGAAACUCUACAACAAGUUGAUAAGUUCUUGACCACGAAGGUUGCCCCAAAGGACCUCGUCGAUGACAUAAAGCAAAUCGGGAUAGCUUUUCUGCCAGUAACUGUUAGCAAGGUUCUUCCUGCACCUGCAGAACCAACUCCAGAGCCUACUGCUGCUAGUGAUACCGUACAGAAAGCAGAAGCUGUGGUCGAACCAAAAGUUGAAGCAGCUGCAGAAGCGACACAGGAACCAAAUUCAGUACCAAAACCAGAAGUUAAAGCAGAAUCACUUCCGGGGAUUUCGAAACCACUUUCCCCAUUCCCUUAUUAUCCGGAUUUCAAGCCUCCGGCAUCCCCCAGACCAUCGCAGCCCUAGAGACGUAUCUUAAAGCUCAUUCCUUCGACAGCAAGCAGUCAAGGAUUCUUCAGAGCCAUACUCUUAGCUAUGCUCCUGUUAGUGUGAUACAAGAAGUUUUGGAGGCUACAUUUUAUAUGAAGAUGAUUCAGUGUCAUGAGUUGGAUAAAAUAGUUUUCCAUAAGUAGCCCUCUUGUUUUUUACUUUUUACUGCUUAAAUUCAAAUCCUAAAAUUAGUUUUCUUUGGACUUACUAUAUAAAUUCUCUCUCUAGGGCUUUUGGAGUGUAUAUGUAUGUUGAAUUAGAAGAUGGAAUAGUCAUGAACUAAGCUUAUUAUUUUCAAUCUUUAUUGGAAGGGAUGCGUUUACUUA
Molecule: messenger RNA, 1837 nt
Organism: Pyrus x bretschneideri (Chinese white pear)
Lineage: Eukaryota; Viridiplantae; Streptophyta; Magnoliopsida; Rosales; Rosaceae
Product: rhodanese-like domain-containing protein 4, chloroplastic
Exons: 8
Coding region: 162-1487 (441 amino acids)
Source: RefSeq, a predicted model, not a curated record